This is a messenger RNA of Corapipo altera (White-ruffed manakin), 8207 nucleotides long. It is a transcript of the gene LAMP3, whose product is annotated as lysosomal associated membrane protein 3. Gene Ontology annotation, cellular component: membrane. The record is from RefSeq and is a predicted model, not a curated record. The transcript is spliced from 6 exons. The coding region runs from base 3238 to 4524 and encodes 428 amino acids. Lineage: Eukaryota; Metazoa; Chordata; Aves; Passeriformes; Pipridae.
UAAACAUAAUUAGAGUUUAAGGAAUAAAGGUCAGAUGAGUGGGAAGCUAUGACAGUACUGAAACCUCUCAGAAAAUCUUGGUGCUUUUCUGAUUCCUCAAAGCAAACCAAAGCAGCCAGAGAUGGUGAGAGUGUUUUCAGUGAUUACAGGAGCUGGGUCAGGUUUUGUGUCCACAUGGAAUCAGUCAGCUAAACACGAGCAUUUCUUCUGGCAGCAGAAAGCGGAACAAACCCACUGGGCAGCUGAACAGCAUGAGUGUGGUUAGAUGAAAAGAGGAAAAAAUCCUCAGUAAGAGUUUCUAUCACCCACCCUGUUGCAAGAUGGCAAGCUGAGAAAUGUCACAGCCAAAUCAUGGCACUGAGCACUGCCCUUCCCACCAUAAUGCCUGGGAGCAGAGUGGUGACAUUCCUUAUGAUUGAAACUUGUCACCAAAGCAUGAAAAUGGGAUCUCCAGGCUCAGACUGGGAACAGUGAAUUUCUGAGACCUGCCCUGAUCACUUUCUGAGAGUUUUGUUCUGGAGCUUUGCAUGAAGGCUGCCUGGACUCAAACACAGCCUUCAACAUCUGUGACAUACAGCUUUGAUGCUGAAGUAAGAUGAGGAAUUGCAGCUGCUUUCUUUAGGAAGAUACACCCCUAGACUCUUGCAGCCCUCAAAAUGUUGCUUGUAUGAAGUUUUGAGUUGGCUUCAUGGGAGGAAAAAAAAAGAAGACUAACGGGGGGGGCAGGUGGGGUGCAGAGCUGCCAUUUCUUGUUGUUCUGCGGCAUUUGUUCUGUUCCCAUUUUGUGGCAGAGCCAUGGGAAGGGCUGUGGUGGUGAGAGCUCUGCAGGCAGCUCCUUUGCCGAGCUGUGCAAACUCCCCAAGAGGAACGUGGCAGUGCUGAGGGAGACACAGGGAAGCCUUCCUGGCCUUAGCUGGAGGGCAGGUCAAGGACCCCAUGUGCCCCCCCCCCCCUCACACAGCAGAGCUACUGACCUACCUCCAACAGCCACCAGAAAAGAGCCAAGACCAUGAGGUGCAAAUGGAGAGCAAUCCUUACCCAUCCUUGGGAGCUCCCAUGGCCAAAUGCCUUUUGAGAAGACAGUCCAAGCCAAGGAGUUUAGCAGCGUGGCCAUGCACUGACAGAAACUCCAAAAUACUUGGGAGAGCCCGGAGGAGUGGUCUGGUAGGUCACCCAUUGAGCAAGAGCCAUGGGCCACCCCAAAGACAUUUCUGGCUUUACCCCUCAGUGACCCUGUCAUGCUGAAUAAUGAAAAACUGUUUGUUUGAAAUUACCUUUUGGGGAUAACAAAGUUCCAUUUAAAAGCUAUGGGUGAUAUUCCAAUGUCAGUUAAAUAAUAUUUCUCUCCACAUCUGUAAAGUGUUAUCUGGUCAGUAAUCAAAACCAACCUAUGAACUAACAACUAAUAAGUACUGACUUUAUUUAAGACUAGUGCAAAUUUAACUAUGGGUUGUUUUACAGUCUUAUGGGGAAGAAAGAGUGAAAAUUGUAACUUCUUCUUUCCUGUUUUUAUCAUGCUGAUACACUCAGAUGCACCUACCCAGAGUUGGUUUAUGGCAGCUGCUCUGACUUUCCACUGGCACACAGAGGAAAUCAGUUAUCUGCUUUUCAGCUCUGUGGUAAAGUCUAGAGGAAAGUCAGAAAAUGAACUAAAGUGUCAUAUUAAUUACACAUUUUUACGUUCAUUUUGAUAAAAAUCACAAUAUUUUUUAAGGUUUUUCAGCUGUCUCAAAUUGCACUUCUUUGAUGGUAACAAGCUACACUCACAGUCAAGUGUAUCCUGUACAGCACAAGUUUUAGGAAUAUGAGUAUAUGCACUUCUGCUCUUCUCAGUCAUAGUCAUUUUUAAGGGAAAAUUGUAGUGUGGGUUAAGAUCUAUACAUCUGCUCGUUUCUUUGACUUUUGUCUUAAAUUUGAUUCAAAACCCAAUAGGGUUUAUUAUUCUUAUUUAGUUUAUAUGUCUCCUAAAAUGGUGAGAUUUUGUGAAUUCACCUAUUAUUGAAGACUUCUGUUCUUCAUGAUGAAAGAAAAUAAAUAAAAGGAAGAACCUUUCAGAUUUCAGCAAUUUUCACUCUGAAUGUGCUUUUGGCCUUAACCUAUUUCAUAAGUCAAAUCUCAGCAACCUGCCUGCCACAAACUUUGACACCAGUUCAUGAGAAGUUUCUUUGAAAGAACCAGUGUGCAAUAAACUCAGAAAACAUACUGUGGCAUCCUGUGGAGCUGUACUACCAGGAAUAUGGCCUGUCUUGGACUUUUGGGUCCCUUUGGUCUCCAAACUAGAAUGCAUCUCUGUCUUCCAGCUAAUUUAGGCAGUAAAGCAUUUAACAACAGCUGAAGCUCCACGCACAUCAAGGGCUAUGUCACUGAAUUAUGUUUUCUUUUAGCUUGACCUUGCCUUUCCAGAGUCUUGUUGCAUGCUCACAAUCAAAGAUUCAAGUAGAAGAGUUGUGACAUUCUUCUGUUCUACAAUGUACUUUCCCAUUUUUUGUUCACUUCCUUAUUUAUAUUUAGGAGCCAGAUUUUAUUUUUUUUUUCACUUCAGCAAGGGACAUUUUUCUGUAAAUGUUAUUAGAUGGAAGUGUAAUUUUAGUCCUGUGACUAUUUUCUAGUGUGGUCCAAAAUGCCCCUGGAUGCUGUACCCUGCAAUUGUUCCUCAUUGCUGAAAGCCCAUCACUAAGAGGGAUGGAGUUUCUGUGGGUUCUUCCAGGAGGAAGGGCUUCAGGGUUCACGCUGACAUGGCUACAACAAAACCAUAAAUAAAUAUCUGGAAUUUCCCUGUGUCCCAGACUGGUUUCCCAGACUGUUGUGAAUCACUGUAAGACCAUUGCUCUGCCUUCACACACACGUUCCCUCUCCCUUUACUUUGUUGGUAAGUAACCAACAACCCCUUUGCCUGUUACACCCUCUUCAUCUUCCUUAGACCUCAAUAAUUUACUUCCAGCAAAUCCUGCUGUACUACUGCCUGCAGGGAACUCUUGUGCUGCCUGAGGAUUGUACAUGGUCUGCUCACACCUCUGGUGUCCUCUGGCUUCUUCAGUGUGUGGAGAGCUGGGAGCCAAUGUGCUGCCACUGCAAUGGGUAUAUUCAGAGGUGUGAAACUUGGGGAGCGGUGCCAAGUUAUGGAUAGUCUUACAGGCUGUCUGCCUUCACUCUCCUGUCAUGUCUGGAGCCAAAUGAAGAAUAAAAUCAUGUCACAUCUCCCAUUUGAUAAGAAAACAGUGCAGUUUUGUUGUGGGGAUGAACAGAAGUGUUAAAGGUAAAGGUUUCCAGACUACUGACUUUAGUUUCUUUGCAGCAUUUUCCUCCUGCCUUGCUGAAGUGGCCUUGAGGGUUGAACUGUCUCCAGAAACCACAUCCUUCCACGAUAUGGCUACUUCUGCUCAGCCACUUUCCCUUUAUCAUUCCUCAUCCCAUCAAAGCACCACAGUUCACUUUAACAGCUCACUCUCUCUUGAAACAACACCCACGAGCCACAGAACAACUGUGCAGACAACAGAGCAGAACCAGGAAACAGCAGCUCCUGGCCAGCACUCGACAGCCCAGGCAGGAGCUGGAACACCCAUCACCACCACGACAGCAGCAGACAACACCAGUGCAGCUGGCCAGGCCACAACCCAGCCCAUGCACAGGGUCACACCUGCAGGGAAGAACACAACCACCCCCUCUGUGUCCUCCGCACAUGCAAGCACAGCAAUGACAGCCACCAACGCAUCCUUAAACCACACAACAGCAAAUACUCAAGUGACAGCUGCUGCCAUCACCUCUACAGCCACCAUGCAGACGGUCAAAGCCACCACACAGUUGGGAAAACAAACAACAGCGACCAGAAACUCAACAGCCACAGCCAUGACCAGCACAACAACCGCCCGUCCAGGGACACAAACAACCAUCCCAUCUACUGCAGUGACAGUGAGACCCACUCCUGCCCCACGGCCUUCUCCCAUCCCCACUGGCACAUACACCAUUUCCAAUGGGAACAGGACCUGCAUCAAAGCAGUCAUGGGUCUGCAACUGAUGGGUCAAAAUACACAAAAGGAGCAGAUGGAGUCUGUGAUUGUCAACCCCAAUGUGACACAGACAUCUGGAAGCUGUGGGAUGGUGCAGUCUCAGCUGAACUUAACUUUCAGUGGAGGAUUUGUGAACUUCACCUUUGUAAAGCAAGCUCCAAGUUACUUCGUCAGUAACAUUGAGAGCAGAAUACAGUUAUCUUCUGAAGGUAUGUUUUACUACGCAGCCUUAAACGAGAAGCUAUUUACAACAAAGCUGGGGAAUUCCUUUAAGUGUGCCAGCAGGCAAACCUUCACCUUGGAGAAGAACUUCCAGAUCCUCUUUGUUCAUAUGCAGCUGCAGGCAUUUGAUAUUGUUGGUAACCAGUUUGGAAAAGAAGAAGAAUGUUUUCCUGACAGAAACAGCAAAGCAGCUCCCAUCGCAGUGGGCCUGAGUAUCCUGGGGUUGUUUGUCAUUGUGUUUGUUACUUUCCUGAUUUCCAGGAGGAAGCCACAUAGAGGAUACGAACGCAUCUGAGGUGCCCUUGUACUUCCAAAUGUGUGUAGCAAGCAGAGAAGUCACAGGAGUUUUAGCUUCUGCCUGGCAAUCUCACUGCCCUGAAGCCACAUUUUUAAGUGAGAUGACACCAUGUGUUUAAAUCUAAUGAAUAUUUCUGCAAGUACUUUCUUUAGGGUAGGAAGGAGACAACUCACAUCCUCUACUUUAGGCUAUUCUUAGCAUCUAAUUUAGAUGUAGUCCAGAUGACCAAAAUGAGGAGCCUAAAUUCUCUGUGUUAUCAACAAAGGAGAUAAUUCAGACCACCUAAGUCAGAUUCCUAGAAAUAGCUUAAAGCAGUACUGGUAUCCCCAAGAAAAUCCAUCAGGUUUGUUAAUUAUAAUAUUUAGAUUUAUUAAAAUAUGUAAGUCUGGUGAUAUGACUUUCAAAUGAAUAAAGCAGAGAUCCAGAGCUAUAGACAACCCUGUUAAAUUAAAGCUCAGUGAAAGCCUUGUGGGAACAGUGUGUGCCAAAAUCUCGGGGUAAGUGUCAGUGUGACUCCAUUCACAAGCAAGUUCUCAGCAGUCCUACAACAGAGUUACACUUCCUAAGUGCUUGGGUUUUUUCCUACUAAGCCCUUUGCAAAGACACAGCGGUAAUAUGUGACUCUUACUCUGGAGCUGAAUAUGUCACAGUCUUGUGAGAGCUCACGAACCACCCACGUCCUGUUCGGACAUGGACCUGUUACAGUGACCACCACUGAGCCCGGUAACUGCCCCUCUACUGAGAUGGCAGCACUGGGAUCUCUGAAUCUGGGAAGAUGCCACACUCACUGGAAAUGCCUGGGAUUCAGUGACCACCACUGUGGCAGAUCUGCCCGAGGUCCAUGAGAAAUGGAAAUCCACUGACAUUGUAUGUUCAAGGCUUCUAUAAGAACUAAAAGCUUGCACAGCCUUGGACAAACUCUCUGUCCAAAAGUGAAUGUUAUCCAGCAUGUUGGAUGUUCAUGUGGAAAUAAUUUGGAGUUGCUUUAAAGCGCAUUAAUUGAUACACUCUGCAGCCUAUUUCCUGCUAAACCAAUGAUGAAGGCAUGAGAGUAGUAAUUGCUUUUGAGGUUAAGUCCAGCUCAUGUUCUUUGUUGUAACAAGGAAAAGCUCCUUGUCACAAAAGAUUUACAAAGCAAAUGUGCACAUACACACACAUACAUGCAUGUGCACACACCACACAAUCUGCUCACUGAAGCCAAUGAUGUCCAAAUGAUAAGAAAUUAUAUACAAAACUAUUUGCAAAAGAAAAAAUAACAUUAAAUAAGAGCACACGUCCCCCUAAGGAGUUAGGGUAAUGGCUUAAAUUUAAAGUUUGGCUUGGAAAAAGACUGUGGAAUGGUACUCAUUAAACGAAAGAAAGACUGAAAUCAUAUGCAAAAAUACGUUGAUAGUUUAAUCUGUAUCUAAACAAAAUAUAAAUGCUAUGAGAUAAUUCAAUUUCAUCGAAGAAUGGCCCAAAUCCUGAGCAGAUGUGAAUGAUGAUGCAACCUCACUGGAUUUUCACUGGGUAAAACUGGUCACUGUAUCUCGUCAGUUUAAUUUCCCUUAAGUAUUUUUAAACAGUUUUGAUAUUUUACUAGUAUUUAAUGAUUGUGAGUUUACUUCUUUAAAUUGAGAAUGAAAGGAAAUAUUUUAAUUCCAUGAAUUACUAAAAGAUGUUGGUCUGUGUGAAGUAGGAAACAUGGUCAUACUGUUCCAUAAUCAGUAUAAUGUGUAGCUGUAGAAAUAAUUAAAUCUCCAAAAACAUUCCCUUUGAAUCCGAAUGAACCAAUAAAUGAGAAAGAUAAAGACAAUUCUGAAGCACUUUUGCACUUGGAGAAACAUCAGAGAGAAGUCAGAAGCAGCUGUGAGCACAGGGGCAGAUGAGUAUGUUUAUAAGGUAAAGUAGCACAAGCAAUGGGAUACCAAACUUUCCAACCUUUAAUAUAGAGACAGUGAUUUAACUGUACUCAGUUUAAAGCUGAGAAUGGUCCAACCCUAAGCUGUUCUGCCCAGUGAUCAAUAAACCUCUCCCCCUCAAAGCUAAGUCGUAUUUCACAUGUUCUUUGGAUUGCUGGGUUGUAUGAUCUGUAGUGUGUUUCUUGUGCUGACAUGGAAUAUUUGCUUGUUCUGUUCUGCAAAAUCGCUUUAUGUUAAUAUUCAGUCUUUUAAAAUAUGAUAUGAGGAUGAGGAGAGAAAACUGUUCCUAAUGACUGCUAAUUCUAUGUUUAAUCUUGUGACACCCUCUGGCAUUACCAGUGAUGCAAGAUAAUGUUUUUCCCCUGACUUUUUUUAUUUCUACACUGAAUCAACCUGGUGUUAUUGAACAAUGUUCAGAUUCAGGUUUACCAGAUUUGUUCUUAUGCUUUUUAUUGCUAUUGUUUGCUAUUUUUAUGAAGCUGCAUAGCCCUUUCUAGAUGAAUAAUACUCUGGGCUUGCUCCAAAUGUCACAGGGGAAGUGCAUGUGGUACAAACCGAUGAAACAACAGGAUGCUCCCAGGAAAUGCUGCCAACAUGCAGCAAAAUUAAUCCAAUGGAGUUAGUGCUUCACAGUAGUAGAAGAUCCAUUGGAGAAUUCCUUACUGGAUCAGGAGAUCCCAACCCCUAAGUGCAACCUUUCUCCCACCUGUGGCCCGGUCUGCAUCCCGUCACCUCUUCCUGAUCACAAAAUACAGCCAGCCUGCAGCAGGGAUGUGUGUCAGCACACCAGCAGAACAGGGAACGUUGCCUCUCCAAAUUUAAUGCUAAAUUAGAAUUAGACAGCUAAGCUGCUCCCUUGAGCUGCCACAUGCAGCUUUAAAAGCUGAUGCCUGUAUUUAUUUUCCGCCAGAAUUUAGGUAGAUGUUUAGCUGGUACUUUUUUAUCUAAUGGAGCUACCUUGAGGUCUUCCUCCCAUUGGGAAGACUCUAUAGGGUUAAUGGGCCUUGCUCUUGCCAGACCUGCUCUUUUAAAUAUCUUGUCUGAGGAAGGAUUUUGAGCAAAAACUCCCUAAAAGAGCACAGUAGGAAAAGAACUCUUAUGAUAAACUAGUUGUACAGGAGGUGGGCCACAAUAGUCAUACUGUGGGCAGAAGGGCACAGUUUUGUCUGCUGUGGGAGGGGACAAGGCUGCAGUGGGUCCCAGAGUGACCAGUGCUGGUCUCAGCAGCCCCAGCUCAGACUCAGAUCAACCCAUCCCUGAACCAGAGGAUUCUGGUCAGGAUGACAUGAUGCACCAGGGCAGCAAAGCUUAACUUCUGUGCAUGCGUGUGCUGGUCAGGAGACAGUGGGGCCAUCACAGGAAUUCGGAGGUGAGCACAUCCCCACAUCCCAAUAGCUCCCUGGUGCUCUGCCACAGCUCCCACCCCAGACCAUCCACCGUGGCCUCUUGCACACCCAAGGCAGACACAAGGACAUCCCAUCAGCAUGACAAUGUCAUACUUAGCCAAAUCUCCAAGGAGUUUAUAAAGCAAGGUUUAAUUUCUUUCAGUCCUUUUUGUUCUCUGAUGGACAAGUCCAAAUGAGGGAAUAGCUGUUAAUUCAGCUGAAAGAGGAAGGGAGAUGUAGAUCAGCAUCUGGAGUGUCUGAAGGUGGUUUGGUUGAUCAAUUUUAGCUUGCUAUAAUGUAUGGUUGCUAAAAAUAACUUGCUAUGAGAAGUAAGAUAUGCUCUUUAUUUUUCUAUUAGUGGUGUUUCUAUAAUAAAGGUUGUAUUUAGUCAUUA